UUGUUUACAUACAUAUAACGUAAAAUAGUGUUUGAGUUGGCUGAGAAAACCAAGUUUGCAUUAUUUGCAUUAGCUUUCACGCACACUCAAACAUGUCAAAUUCUUCCAGCUUUUGUACUCAAGCAAACGCUCUUCUCAGAAAGAAUUUAACCUUCCAGAAACGGAACGUGAAGACAAAUAUUCGGUUGAUUCUGUUACCGUUGAUACUAUGUGUUUUGCUUGUUGUUCUUCAACAUUUAAUAGACUCUCUAUUGGAUACACCGGAUUUUAAAUGUGGUUGUGCAUGUCCUAACAAAAGAACAACAUGUAACGAUUCGGAGAAGGUUUGUGGGGUCCAGUAUUCUAAUCAGAAUCAACUUCUAACAUGUCCUGUUCCUCAUCCACCUGAAUGGCCUCCUCUCUUGCAACUUCCUACUGUGUUGUGCAAGGAAAAUGCUUCCUGUCGUUUUAACAUGCUUUUCACCGCCGACAAUCACUCCUUUGCACAGAGCGUGACUGACAAUAUGUUCCCAAGUGCCCCUACUGUGGAUUACGCUGAUAUCAUGGGUAGUUUGUCAUCAAAUGUGCUGGGAUCUCAAUCAUAUCCUGAGGACAACAAUUUUCUUGAACCAGCUUUUAUGUCGGGUCUUCCCAUUUUUUAUCUACAAUCUCAGUGCCCUAAGAACAACUCUGGAUUCUCAUUUCCUUACCAGAUGGCAGGCAUUACUUCACAACAAGAAAUCAGAUGUGGUCAAGGUAUAAAUCUUUGGCGUAACAGUUCUUCUGAUAUCAACAAUGAGUUAUAUAAAGGACAGACCAAUGAGAUCGCUUCAGCUUUUGAUUUUCUAAAUUCAAAUGAGGAUGGAUUCGACAUUGUUGUAUGGUACAAGUCAGUCUUCAGUCGUGGCAUACAUUCUCCUUCAACUACAUUGUUGCGGAUUCCUCGUUCUGUAAAUCUGAUAUCAAAUGCCUACUUGCAGUUUCUGCGUGGACCCGGUACCAAAAUAUUAUUUGAGUUUGUAAAGGAUAUGCCAAAACCUGAGACCGUAUUUAGAAUUGAGUUAGCUUCUCUCCUGGGCGGUCUGUUCUUUACUUGGGUCGUCCUGCAACUUUUUCCGGUUAUUCUGACAUCACUGGUUUAUGAGAAGCAACAAAAAUUAAGAAUCAUGAUGAAAAUGCAUGGUCUUGGUGACGGGCCAUAUUGGUUGAUUUCAUAUGGAUAUUUUCUUGCCUUAUCUGUGAUCUACAUAUUGUGUUUCGUGAUAUUCGGCUCAGUCUUAGGUAAGAAUAUAACUAUUUCAUUCUCUGUUCUUGGCAUUUUCUCGUUCUGUCUAAUGCUGCUGAUUUCCUUUUCAGGAUUAAAAUUCUUCACCUUGAAUGACUACAGCAUCCAAUUCGUGUUUUAUUUCAUCUAUGUAAACUUACAAAUUUCAACGGCAUUUCUGCUGUCUUCCUUUUUUUCAAAUGUUAAGACCGCUACAGUAACCGCAUAUUUAGUCGUCUUUGGAACCGGGCUAUUAGCCUGCUUUCUUUUCCAAAAUUUUGUUGAAGCUACAUCAUUUCCAAGAGGAUGGAUCAUUUGUAUGGAGUUGUAUCCCGGGUUUUCUUUAUAUCGUGGGUUAUAUGAAUUUGCACAGUCUGCUGCCACCAUUUCUAGUAAUUCGGGGACUGGUGGUAUGCUGUGGCAGGAUCUGAACGAUAGCACCAAUGGCAUGAAAGAGGUCUUAAUUAUCAUGCUUGUUGAGUGGAUAGUAGUGCUUUUUAUUGCUUAUUACAUCGAUCAAGUAUUGUCGACAGGAAGUGGAAAAAGUCCUCUUUUCUUCUUGAAAAGAUUUCAGAAAAAACCUCCAUCAUUCGAGAAGCUCAGUAUUCAAAGGCAGGGGUCAAAAGUUUUGGUACAGUUGGAGAAAGAAGAUGUCAUCCAAGAGAGGGAGAAGGUGGAGCAGUUGCUUCUUGAACCAACCAUUAAUCAUGCAAUUGUUUGCAACGACCUAAAAAAGUUCUAUCCAGGAAGGGAUGGAAAUCCAGGGAAAUUUGCAGUGGGAGAGUUGUUCCUUGCUGUGCCUCGAGGGGAAUGCUUUGGUAUGCUUGGUCCUAAUGGUGCUGGAAAGACUUCUUUCAUUAGUAUGAUGAUUGGUCUGACAAAGCCAACAUCUGGUGCGGCAUAUGUUGAAGGCUUGGACAUAAGAACUCAUAUGGAUGGAAUAUAUACUAGCAUGGGAGUCUGCCCACAGCACGACUUGCUGUGGGAAAGCUUGACAGGUAGAGAGCACCUACUUUUUUAUGGCAGACUGAAAAAUCUUAAAGGUUCAAUCUUGACUCAAGCAGUAGAAGAAUCUUUGAAGAAUUUAAACCUUUUCCAUGGAGGGGUUGCUGAUAAAAAAGCUGGAAAAUACAGUGGAGGGAUGAAGAGGAGGCUUAGUGUUGCAAUUUCAUUGAUUGGGGACCCCAAAGUUGUUUAUAUGGAUGAACCAAGUACUGGAUUAGACCCUGCUUCAAGGAAAUGCCUAUGGAAUGUUAUCAAGCUUGCGAAACAGGAUCGUGCAAUCAUUCUGACCACACAUUCUAUGGAAGAGGCAGAAGCCUUAUGUGAUCGAUUAGGAAUUUUUGUCGACGGUAGCUUGCAGUGCGUAGGAAAUCCAAAGGAGCUGAAAGGAAGAUAUGGAGGAACUUAUGUGUUCACAAUGACAACAUCUUCUGAUCACGAGAAGGAUGUCGAGAACAUGAUACGGCGUCUCACCCCAAAUGCCAACAGGAUAUACCGUCUCUCUGGCACUCAGAAGUUCGAGCUGCCAAAAAAGGAAGUUAAAAUAGCGAAUGUAUUCCAAGCUGUUGAAGUUGCAAAAAGAAACUUCACUGUUUUUGCAUGGGGUUUAGCCGACACCACAUUAGAAGAUGUCUUUAUUAAGAUAAUUUGCUUUGAUGAUGACGUAAACAACAAGUAUAACAACCAUUCAAGUCUGCUUUUUCUAUUAGCUAUAUUUCAUUUAGUGUAACAAACUAGCUACUUUCACAAAGAAGAGUAGAACACCUUUCACUGUUUUCUGGUGAACAUGAAGACCAUGUGAAAGUCAGCUUUCUGAUGCUUCCACUUGGAAUUUUAAGUGUUUUGUGAAUAUUUUUGGGAACAAUAAACUCCAAAGUUGACUAUU
Molecule: messenger RNA, 3131 nt
Organism: Medicago truncatula (barrel medic)
Lineage: Eukaryota; Viridiplantae; Streptophyta; Magnoliopsida; Fabales; Fabaceae
Product: ABC transporter A family member 7
Exons: 18
Coding region: 93-2975 (960 amino acids)
Biological process (GO): transmembrane transport; lipid transport
Cellular component (GO): membrane; intracellular membrane-bounded organelle
Molecular function (GO): ABC-type transporter activity; lipid carrier activity; ATP hydrolysis activity
Source: RefSeq, a predicted model, not a curated record